AUGGACAGUCGGGCCUAUGGCGAGGACCUUGAGGAGGAGAACUCAGCGUUCACCUGGUGGGAGGUGAAGGCCAACAACCGGACCUACAACAACCAGUUCAAGGAGAAUGCCUUCCUGUGUUGUUAGAGGAAGAAGUACAAGGGCAACAUCAUCCACACAGCCAAGUACAACUUCUUCUCCUUCCUGCCCUUGAACAUGUAGGAGCAGUUCCACGGACUGUCCAACCUCUACUUCCUUUUUAUCAUCAUUCUCUAGGGCAUCCCUGAGAUCUCUAUGCUGCCCUGGUUCACCCUCUUCACCCCACUCGCCUGCCUCCUUGUCAUCCGGGCCACCAGAGACCUGGCAGAUGACAUCAUAAGACAUAGGGGUGACAGGACCAUCAACCACAGUCCCUGCCAGAUGCUGGUGGGGAAGAGUUGAGGCCUCUGGCGCUGUGUAUGCUUCCUGUGGAAAAAAUGCAAGGACGUUUGUGUAGUGGACCUGGUCUGUCUGCACAAAGAUAACAUUGUCCUGGCCUACGUGCUCUUGCUGCCAGCACAGAGCUCAGCAGAUUGUGCUAUAGAGACGGUGGACAUUGACUUGUUGAGGCACAGGCAGGCCCUGAUGGUCACACACCAGGAGCUGACCAAUGUAAGGAAGAUGGUUUCCUUUCAAGGCAAGGUGGUCUGCGAGGAACUCAAUAGUCGCAUGUACCACUUUAUGGGGUGACUGAGGUGGGAGGGCAAAACAUACUCCCUGGACAGAGGCAACAUCCUUCUAGGUGGCUGAAAGAUCGGAGACACAGACACCUGCUACAGAGUGGCCAUCUAUGCUGGGCUGCUCUGGGGUUUUGCCACAAAGAUCAUAAGGAACUGUGGCAAGAUCCAUCUGGAGAGAACCAAGAUAGACCAUCUGAUGAACAGGCUGGUGAUCCUGAUUUUUAUGUUCUUGGUGCUGAUCUCUGUGGCCUGGACCUUGGGCUUCCGGGACAAGGUGAAGGAAUUCAAGGUCACAUACUACUAUGUGUCUAAGAAGCUCGUGUAUAGUGUGACCACCGAGUCUUUCUUCACCUUCUGGGGCUUCAUCAACUUGUUCAGUGUCAUGGUGUCCAUAGCUAUGUUUCUCCUAGCAGAAUUCAUCUACCUGGGGAAGGGCAUCAUCAUCUGGGACACGCAGAUGUACUACAAGCAGGAAAUGCCGGCCGAAGGCUGUAGCACAAGCCUCACUGACCAGCUGGGCCAAGUGGAGUACAUCUUCUCGGACAAGACUGGCACACGCACAUACACCACGACCUUCAGGAAGUGCGGCAUUGCCCUGGCCGAUCAUCUGUUGUACCAGGAAGCUUCCCCUGAUAAGGAGGCGCUGCAGAAUUUCGGCUCUGUGUUCCUGGUGCGCACACAGGACAGCGUCAUGGUGAUGGCGGGGGAGGAGUGGGUCUACCAGCUCCUGGCCACGAUGGAUUUCAACAGCAUCCGAAAGUGGAUGUCGGUGCCAGUCCGAAACCUCGAGGGCUCCAUCUACUUCUACACCAAAGGCACAGACACCGUCAUCUUUUUGGGCCCCCAGUCCUUUGCGGAGCAGACCCUUUGCACCUUGUGGCUAUCCUACAAAAAGGUGGACAAGGACACAUAUGAGGAGUGGUGACAGCGGCACCAGGAGGCCAGCAUUCUUCUUCAGAACUGGGCCCGUGCCCUGUACCAAGUGUAUAAGGAGGAGGAGCAGAGCCUCCAGAUCCUUUGAAGACAGGCUCCAGGCUCCAGGCUCCAGGAUGGGAUCCUUGAAACCAUCCAGUGUCUCAAGCAAGGAAACAUCAGAGAGUGGGUACUCACAGGAAACAAGCAAGAGACAGCAGUGAAUAUCGGCUUUGCCUGCCAGCUGCUGUCCGAGAACAUGCUCAUUCCGGAGAAGGGAAUGGUUCGGAUCCUGGAGGACUACUGGGAGAGCACAACAACCUGUGAGAGGCAAGGGGUCUCUGAAGAGCCGGUUCCUGCACAAGUCAAAAUGGCCAUGGUCAUUAACAGAGAGUUCCCGGACCAGAUGCUGCUGUCCCAGAGCAAGGAACCCCGAGCGCUGGUCCAAAACGUGAAGUGGCCAGGUGAGCAGAGGAGAGACUUCCUGCAGGCCGGGCACAUCUCUCUGGUGUGGUAGACGCUUGGGAUCCGGCUGAGGAGCCCAGGGCUGGUGCUACAGGACAAGGACUCCAAAACGGAGGAGAGCCCUGAGGUGCGGCCCAAGUGGGCCUUUGUGGCACCAGCCUUGAGAUGCCAAGCGCUCUUCUGCUGCCGGGCGACACCCAAGCAGGAGGCCUUGACUGUGGCGCUGGUCAAGAAAUAUCAGAAUGUGGUGACCCUGGCCACUGGGGAUGGCACUAAUGAUGUCAACAUGACCAAGACUGCAGACUUCGGCGUAAGGCUGGCAGGCCAAGAGGGCAUGCAGGUGGUGCAGAACAGCGACUACAUGCUGGCCCAGUUCUGUUUCCUGAGGCGGCUGCUGCUUGUGCAUGGGCGUUGGUCCUACGUGCGAGUCUUCAAGUUCCUAUGCUACUUCAUCUACAACAUGGCCGAUAUAAUGGUUCACAUCUGGUUCGUUUUCUGCAGUGGCUUCACUGCCCAGGUGCACUGA
This is a messenger RNA of Molossus molossus (Pallas's mastiff bat), 2601 nucleotides long. RefSeq names its product ATPase phospholipid transporting 8B3 (gene ATP8B3). The record is from RefSeq and is a predicted model, not a curated record. Gene Ontology annotation, cellular component: plasma membrane. Gene Ontology annotation, molecular function: ATP hydrolysis activity; ATPase-coupled intramembrane lipid carrier activity; ATP binding. Gene Ontology annotation, biological process: phospholipid translocation; Golgi organization. Lineage: Eukaryota; Metazoa; Chordata; Mammalia; Chiroptera; Molossidae.